AUGACCCGAGGCGGCCGGACUUUUUUGUUCUGUCGGCGAGCCGCUGUUAUGUACAAGCAGCUCAACAUCAGAGAUGAAGUGCUGUUCCAAACCUUUGGGGCCAGAUUGGCUGAGAUUCUGGAGGUGUCGAGUGGGCCAUUGCGGCCGUUGCAGUCCGACCGGAGACUUGGGUCUGCGGCGGGGCAGGAUGCAUUGACGAGGCCAAGGAAACGAUCGAGCCGAGGUGAAGCAGAAGGCGCCGUGAUGGCCUAUCUCAGUGCAUGCGGCCGACUGAACAUACGACCUCAUCAGGCCCAUGAGUUCUUCAACCACGUUGGCCCUUCAGCUCGUGCUAGACACGAUGUUCCGCGGCUGGUCGCAUUGGCGCAGCUUGCUGCCAAGUUUGGCCUGGCUGACACAGGUGAAGCCAGCUGCAUUCUGGCGGUUGUGUGCACAGCCUUUGAAGGAGCCACCCCAAGCAGAGGCUAUGCAUCCCAAGCCAUUACCGGACAGCUGUUGCUGGCACUGAUUUUCGACGAAUCAGCCUGCAACACUCGAGACCGCGCUUUGGUUGCUGCCAUCAGUGCUGUGAAUUCUUCUUUCGGUUGUGCGCUCAACUCUCUGGACGAGCAGCUCGCACAGCAGUUGCAGGUCACGGAACUUGCAUGUCGGCUGGAAAGACCUGGCACCAUGCAGAUGCUGGAGAUCAGGGGCCUCAGUGGCUUUCUGGAAGGAGUGCGGCACUUGGAGCAAUCCUUCUUUGGACCGCUACCGAAGAGUUCUUCUCAGCAGCACCUUCAGGUUUCCGGCGCCCUGCAUGAACUGGGUGUGCAACAUCGUACCGAGGAGCGGCUGGAUCCAUACAUAGCGGAUGUGCGGCUAACUACAAAUCAAAGUCUCAUCGAAAUCGAUGGUCCUUUGCAUUUUGUUGGCAACAGCCAGCGCUAUGACAUGAAGAGCUCUUUGAAGCAUCGCUUGCUUACAAAGCAAGGGUGGCAAGUGCAUCACAUAGCAUGGAAUGAUUGGCCCGAGCACCAUCACAGCCGCAUGAGUUACGUGGCCAGGCUUCUCCGAAAGCCAGCGCCAGGGAGGCAUCUGCUGGAGUACGCGCCGCUGCAAUCAAGCACAUCUCAGGAGUAUGUCGCGCCAGAAUUGGUCGAAUAG
This is a messenger RNA of Symbiodinium natans, 1143 nucleotides long. Lineage: Eukaryota; Dinophyceae; Suessiales; Symbiodiniaceae. The record is from the annotation of a GenBank genome assembly.